UUUAUAUCCAGCUAAAAAUUUAUUUUAAAAAAUCAUAUACAAUUACUGGAAAUGAGUAGAGUGCAUCUUGUGUGAGGAAUCUUGUUUUGGAAAUGCGAAGAUGGAGAACAACAUGGCACGAAACUCGCCAUUCCGUCAGGCUCUGGCCAGCGUUGUGAGUAAAACUCCCAACGGAGCCCUCUUUAUGGAUACAGAAUGGCAGCAGAGAGAGCCGAGAAAGAGUUAAAUGAGUCUCCAGAGGUUUAUAAGCGAGAACUCGAAGCCCUGCGGCUUAUGGUUAAAAAUGAUCCUAAUUUGUCUGUGCCAGACAGUGAUCAGUUUUUGUUGCGGUUCCUCAGGGCCAGGAAGUUUGACAGCAAGAAGGCCUUUCACAUGAUACAGAGGUAUUUCCUGAUGAGACUUAAGUGCCCAGAACUAUUCAGCUGUCCCUUGCCCUCAGAAUGUACUACGAUGUUUGAUCUUCAAGCUCAGAAUAUGCUUCUACAAAGGGACCAAUUUGGUAGACGAGUGUACAUAAUUAAAGUAGAUAACUUCGAUUCGUCGAAGGUAACAAUAGACGACGUUUUUCGCGUCAACGUUUUGGCGCUGGAGCAAAUAGUACGUGAAGCGGAAACUCAGAUAGCGGGGAUCGUUGUUAUCUUGGAUAUGGCAGGGCUUAGUUUACAGCACGCGAAGUUCUUCACUCCUUAUUACGCCAAGAGAAUGGUUGAGCUGGUACAAGAGACGUUCCCGCUGAGGUUCAAGGGCUUCCAUAUCGUUAAUGAGCCCUUCUAUUUUGACGCGGUCGUCGCCGUUCUCAAGCCUUUCCUGAAGGAAAAAAUCCGCAAGAGGAUAAUUGUACAUGGCAGUGAUCUGACGUCUCUCCAAGCCUUCGUAUCGCCUGAUAUUCUACCUAUUGAAUAUGGAGGGAAUGCUGGCCAUUUCGAUAACAGAUCGUGGUAUAUGCAGUUGCUGACGGAGGAAAAAUACUUUGAAGAUUUACACAAGUUCGGAUACAUUACGGAUGAUGGCCAAUCAGGUACUUGAAUUUAAAAAUAUAAAGAAUAACAAUAAAAUUGUUGCAUUAUAAUAAAUGGAUAUAUUAAAUAAAAUAUAAUUUUGUAAAGCUUUUAUAAAUGUUAACAGUUCCGUAUUAUCUAGGGUUGCUCAAAACAAGUAAUAGUUUUGUAACAGUGAUUUGUUAAAGAAGAGGUAUA
Anoplophora glabripennis (Asian longhorned beetle) is the source of this 1196-nucleotide messenger RNA. Its product is annotated as alpha-tocopherol transfer protein-like. The coding region runs from base 196 to 1026 and encodes 276 amino acids. The transcript is spliced from 6 exons. Gene Ontology annotation, molecular function: phosphatidylinositol bisphosphate binding. Gene Ontology annotation, cellular component: membrane. Lineage: Eukaryota; Metazoa; Arthropoda; Insecta; Coleoptera; Cerambycidae. The record is from RefSeq and is a predicted model, not a curated record.